AUGUCUUCAGAUCUAUCCCACCAAAUCCAGUCGAAACUCGACGCUGCCAUAGAUCGAUAUGUUGCUCGCAACCCACGAUCCAAGGCUUUACAUGAAGAGGCCCUCAAAUCAAUGCCAGGCGGUAACACAAGAACUGUUCUCCAUACGAGCCCUUUCCCGGUUGCCAUCAAGUCUGGCCAAGGAUAUCAGGUUACGUCCGAAGACGGGCAUGUAUAUACAGAUCUGGCCGGGGAGUUCACGGCGGCUCUCUAUGGACAUUCCAACCCCGUCAUCAUGUCGGCGAUUCGACAUGUGCUGGAUAAUGUCGGCAUGAAUGUAGGUGGUAACACAGCGCAAGAGCAAUUGUUCGCUCGCGAACUUUGCAGCCGCUUCAACCUUGAACAUGUUCGCUUUUGCAACUCGGGUACCGAGGCCAACAUCCAUGCUCUAGCAGCUGCGCGGGCCUUCACCAAGAAGAGAAGAGUGGUGGCUUUCUCUGGAGGCUACCAUGGCGCAGUCAUAGGUUUCAAGGUAGGGAAGCCAGAAGGUAACAAUGUGGACAUGGACGACUGGGUAGUGGCCAGGUAUAACGAUCUUGACAGUGCUCGUACUGCCAUUGAGAGUGAUGGUGUCGCUGCUGUCUUGAUAGAAGGAAUGCAGGGCUCUGGAGGUGGUCUUCCAGCGAUGCCUGAGUUUCUCCAAGGCGUUCAGGAUAUUGCUGCAAAGGCCGGCGUCUUGUUCAUCAUGGACGAAGUCAUGACUUCCCGUCUUUCUGGGGGAGGCAUCUCGGAACUAAGAGGCCUUAAGCCAGAUCUCAAGACCUUUGGCAAAUACCUCGGGGGAGGUCUUGCUUUUGGGGCUUUCGGCGGCAGGGCGGAUAUCAUGGCAGCGUUCGAUCCUCGAUCUCCAAAUGCACUCUCUCAUUCAGGCACCUUCAACAACAACACUUUGGUGACUCACGCUGGAUAUGCUGGUUUGACCAAGAUCUACACACCUGAAGUCGCAAACCGGUUUACAAAGUCUGGUCAUGAGCUUAGGGAACGGCUCAAUGCCGUAACGGAGGGUACAAGAGUACUCUUUACUGGUCUUGGUACAAUCAUGGGAGUGCACUUCACCACGCAUGGUGAUCGAGUAAUCGAGCGAUCUGGAGAGGUUGAAGAGAUCGAUGCUUUGAGAGACCUGUUUUGGUUUGAGAUGCUGGAAGAAGGAUUCUGGGUUGUCCGUAGAGGGUUCAUUGCUCUGGUGCUUGAAACACCAACAGCUGAGUUUGACAAGUUUGUCAACUGCGUUGAGGCGUGGGUGUCUAAGCAUGCAGACCUGGUGAAGCUCUAG
Fusarium pseudograminearum CS3096 is the source of this 1311-nucleotide messenger RNA. RefSeq lists its product as uncharacterized. The coding region runs from base 1 to 1311 and encodes 436 amino acids. The transcript has 3 exons. Gene Ontology annotation, molecular function: pyridoxal phosphate binding; transaminase activity. Lineage: Eukaryota; Fungi; Ascomycota; Sordariomycetes; Hypocreales; Nectriaceae. The record is from RefSeq and is a predicted model, not a curated record.